This is a messenger RNA of Penicillium canariense, 1824 nucleotides long. RefSeq names its product KRI1 family protein. NCBI's taxonomy places the organism in Eukaryota, Fungi, Ascomycota, Eurotiomycetes, Eurotiales, Aspergillaceae. The transcript is spliced from 2 exons. Gene Ontology annotation, biological process: endonucleolytic cleavage in ITS1 to separate SSU-rRNA from 5.8S rRNA and LSU-rRNA from tricistronic rRNA transcript (SSU-rRNA, 5.8S rRNA, LSU-rRNA). Gene Ontology annotation, cellular component: nucleolus; 90S preribosome. The record is from RefSeq and is a predicted model, not a curated record. Bases 1 to 1824 code for a protein of 607 amino acids.
AUGGAGCCUCCAUCAAAGAAGAUGCGGACGCUAUUGGACGACGACAGCUCCAGCGACUCAGGCGAUGAUGCCGGCGGUGUCUCCCUUGCCAGGGCGCCCGAGGUGGGCUUCAAGAUCAACGAGGACUAUGCCCGCCGAUUCGAGCACAAUAAGAAGAGAGAAGAGGUGCAGAAGUUGGAACUCAAAUACGGCAAAGCCUCCAGCCUAGGAAAGCACCGGGCCGGUGAGCCCUUCGACGAUGAAGAGUCCUCCUCUGAUGAGGAAGAAGACGAUGAUGGCGAGCUGGCCACCGAAGCUCUCGAUGCCGAGAUUAUGGCCACUCUGAAGGCCAUUCGCGAGAAGGAUCCUCGCGUGUACGACGCAGAAGCCUCUUUCUACUCGAAGUUCGACGAAGACACUGAAGCCCCCAAGGAGAAGAAGGAGAAGUCAAUGACGCUACGGGAUUACCAUCGCGAGAAUCUUCUCAACGGAGUCAAUGCUGCCGAGGAAGAAGAGCGGGAGACUCCCAAAACCUUCGCCCAGGAGCAGGCGGAGCUGAAGGAGGCACUCGUCAAGGAACUGCACGCAGCCGACUCGGACGACGAGAUGGAGGAUGCUGAGGACAACUUCCUGGUCCGCAAGGCUGGUGGAGCCGAUGUUAUCCCGGAAAAGGAGGUCAAGCUGGAUAUUGAGAACGCAGACAAGGACCCAGAGACCUUCCUUUCAAACUUCUUGUCCGCCCGAGCUUGGAUUCCGGAGGCUAGUCGACGGGAGCUUCAUCCUUUCGAAUCGGACGAUGAUGAGGAAGUGGAUCGGGCGGACGCUUUCGAGGAGGCCUACAACUUCCGUUUCGAAGAUCCCAGCAAACUCAAUGAGAAGAUUGUUACCCACGCUCGUGACACCACCAACAGCCUCUCAGUGCGUCGCGAGGAGAAGAGCACGCGAAAGAAGCUACGAGAUGCCGAGCGUCAACGCAAGGAGGAUGAGAAGAAGCAGCGCGAGACUGAGAAGAACCGUUUGCGCAAGCUGAAGACCGAGGAGCUUCAAAAGAAGGUCGCGGAAAUCAAGGAGGUGGCUGGUCUGCGAGCAGCAGAAUUCACCGAUGAUGACUGGGCUCGUUUCCUUGACGACGCCUGGGACGACAAGGAGUGGGAAAAGGAGAUGCAGAAGCGCUUCGGAGAGGGCUACUACGAGGAGCCCGAGAAGAAUGACAAGAAGCAUCCCAAGAAGCCUACUUGGGAUGAUGACAUCGAUAUCAAAGACUUGAUCCCAGACUACGAGGAUGAAGGUGGCGCCAAGCCUUCCGUUGAGUCUGAUGAUGCGGCGGAGGAGGACGAUGAAGAGAUCUCCGGGUCUCAAAAGAAGAGCAAGGCCGAGCAGAGGCGCGAACAGAAGCGUGAUGCUCGCAAGGAUCGUCUCCGUAUCGAAGAGGCGGUGGUCCGAAACCUCGACCUGGACAUUACCCUGCUCCCCGGCGCCACCAAGAAGAACGCAACCCGCUUCCGCUACCGGGAGACUUCUCCCCAGAGCUUCGGCCUGACUGCUCGUGAUAUCCUGAUGGCCGACGACACGCAACUCAACCAAUUCGCCGGUCUGAAGAAGCUUGCUUCUUUCCGCGAUGCGGAGAAGAAGGCUAAGGAUGAGCGGAAGCUAGGUAAGAAGGCUCGUCUGCGCCAGUGGCGGAAGGACACCUUCGGUACUGAGGAAGGACCUGUGUUCCAAUUCGGCACCGGCAAGGUGGACGAGAAUGCUAAGCAGGAAGAGGGUGGUGAUCAAGAUAUGGUUGAUAUUCGCGAGGGGGACGGUAGUGGCAGAAAGAAGCGGAAGCGAUCCAAAAAGCACUGA